Striga hermonthica is the source of this 660-nucleotide messenger RNA. Lineage: Eukaryota; Viridiplantae; Streptophyta; Magnoliopsida; Lamiales; Orobanchaceae. The record is from the annotation of a GenBank genome assembly.
AUGGCCGCUGCUUAUGCGGCGAGUUGCCGGCGAACCUUGUUAUCCGGGGCCCGUUUUCUCGCUCAGAACAGGGUCGGGUCCAGACCGUACUCCGAUAUCGUUCAAUCCAACGGCAAGCGUCUCUUCCUAGUGGACACUCUGGCCCUCGUGAGGAGGUUAGAGGCGCAGGGUGUGCCGUCGAAGCAGGCAGAGGGGAUAACGGGGGCUUUGAUUGAAGUCCUUAAUGACAGCUUAGAAAAUGUUUCUCAUUCAUUUGUUUCUAAAACUGAAAUGCAGAAAAAUGAAAUGACACAGGACUCCAAUCUGUCCAAAUUCAAGACCGAAGUUAAAAGUUCUCAGGAUCACCAUUUUUCUUUGCUACAACACGAGACGGAAAAACUCAAAAACGAUUUAGAGAAGAUGCGCAGUGAGUUGAGGUAUGAAAUUGACCGUGCCACGGCUGGGCAGCGCUUGGAUCUUAAUCUUGAAAAGGGGAGAAUUCGGGAUGAACUGAACGAGCAAAAUCAGGAGACCACAAACCUCACUAACAAACUCAACCGGGAAAUUCACGAAUUACGGGCACAACUUGAAGCAGCGAAAUACGAAGUCAUCAAAUACUGCAUCGGUACACUUGUCUCCAUUUCUGCUGUUGGUUUGGCUGCUAUUCGCAUUUUUUUGUAA